GCAAAUGCGUGUUCCAUAUAGACCAGCUAAGAACGCAUACGGCAACUUGGUAUAUGUUGGCUACUUUUAAGUGAGUUCCCACACUGGACAUAGCGUAGGCGGGGCGGUUCGGCAUCCGCAGAAGCUUCAUCGAGUCAACUUUUCAUCGCAGCCGGUGGUUUGCGACUUGACAUAGAAUCAAAAGCUUUUCACUGCACUUUGCGAUUAACAACAUCGCCUCGAUCAACACCGCCCAGAUCACACAAAACAAGAGAAGGAGAGAAAAUGAAGGAAACGGAGAUAGAGAAAGAUGGAAAAGGAGGGGGAGAUGCAACGAGUAAAACAGAAAAAGACCAGAGCUGGAUACCCAAGAUGAUCAAGAAGAGGGUGUGCACAACAUUUGUUGAAGAAUCCUUCAGUAAUGGAGCUCUGUGCCAGUGCGGGGGUGGGCGGGAGCUGCAUGGCUCUGUUGCCGUGGGUGAUUUUUUCGGUGCAGCCAUCAUGACUCAGUGGGAGAGCAGCCAGCACUCCUCUGAGUAUCCCACCGAUGCCUUCGGAGAGGUGGAGUUUGCUGGAGCAGGGAAGAGACACAGUCACUUCCUCCGCCUGUCCUGUGACACUGACCCACAGAUCGUGUACACCCUCAUGACUACGCACUGGGGGGUGCCCCCACCCAACCUGGUGGUGUCGGUGGUGGGCGGGGAUGGCAGGGAGAAGGUGAAGCCCUGGGUUCGAGAAGUGCUGAGACAGGGGCUUGUCAAGGCCGCACACAGCACAGGUGCGUGGAUUUUGACGGGAGGGCUACGAGAGGGCGUGGGCCGGUGUGUGGGAGAGGCUGUGAGAGACCACAGCACUGCUGCCUCGUCUCUCUCCCAAACUAAAGUCGUGGCGUUGGGAAUCGCCCCCUGGGGCCUUGUGCACAACAGGCAGCAGCUGGUCAACCCGCAGGGCAGUUUCCCAGCCAGGUAUUUUGUACAGAACACCUCCCGUGAUACCAGCUGUUUGGACAACCACUACCAGGCCUUCCUCCUGGUGGAUGACGGCAGCGUGGGCCGUAAGGGCGGCGAGAUGGAGUUCAGAGCCAAGCUGGAGGAAUUCAUCUCUCACCAGAGGACCGGGAUCUGGGGCAGUGGCAGUAUUGAGAUCCCUGUGCUCUGCAUGCUCGUUGCAGGACAUUCAGCCAUGUUGAAGCGAGUGGACCUCUCUCUGCAGAAGUUCACGCCCUGGCUGGUGCUGGCUGGGUCCGGGGGGGUAGCCGACCUGAUCUGCGAGGUCCUGAAGGACCUCUCAAGCUUGAACCUCCCCUCGCCAACCUCCGAGGCGGAGGGGGACGGGUCCAUCCUGGAGCUGAGGGACAGGGUCCGGGACAGGGUGAAGAGGUGCUAUCCCUCCAAGCCAGAGAAGGACAUAGACAGCAUGACUGACAGGGCCCUGAGUAUCUACCAGAACAGAGAACUGAUAAGAGUUUACAAUGCAGACCACGAGGGACCCGAUGACUUUGAUACUGUGCUGCUCAAAGCCUUGGUCAGAGCUAGUAAGAAGGUGUCCAACAGUGCCAGCGAGUACAUAGAAGAACUGAAGCUGGCUGUGGCAUGGAACAGAGUGGACAUCGCCAAGAGCGAGCUCUUCAACGGCGACAUCCUGUGGCGGUACGAGGACCUGGAGGACUCGAUGACCGAUGCCCUGGUGAACGAUAAGCCCCAGUUCGUGCGGCUCUUCACAGAGAACGGGCUGAACAUCCUGGACUACCUGUCGUACGCGCGGCUGGAGGAGCUGUACCGCUCGCUGGCCGACAGCUCGCUGGCCUACAAGCUGCUGCAGAAUCGACUGAAGGAGAGGCAGGACAUCUACGGCGGCCUCCCCAACAAUACCACCACCCCGCCCGACUCCUUCAUCCUCAAGGCUCCUGUCAGCACCCUGCAGGGAUCCAGCACCGCCAAAGACCUCAGCCUGUACGAGGUAUCCCGGCUGCUGUGGGACAUCAUGGGCGAUGUGUGCCAGCCAUUCUACUAUGUUCCUCUGGGACUGGAGCAUUCCACCAGCACCAGGAAAGCACUCAGGAUGGUGAAUAAAAUGCUGGUGGGUGAGUGCCCUUACCGGGACCAGCGCUGCCGCCACCCCUGGGCCUGCCUGUUCAUCUGGGCCGUUCUACAGAACCGCAGUGAGAUGGCCAUCUACUUCUGGGAGAUGGGGGGUGAGUCUGUGCUAAGCGCUCUCAGUGGCUGUAAGAUGCUGCGGGAGCUAUCCAGACUGGAGCUGGAGACUGCCACCAAGCUGUCCAUGAAGAAGCUGGCGCAGAGGUUCGAGAAUCUGGCACGGGAUGUGUUCAGUGAGUGCUACCAGAGUUGUGAGUCCCGGUCCUUCACCCUGCUGAUCAGGAAGUCCCGUGUGUGGGGUGAGGCUACCUGUCUGCAGAUGGCCAUCGCGGCAGACGCCCGCUACUUCUUCAGCCAUGACGGUGUGCAGUCUCUGUUGUCUCAGAUCUGGUGGGGAGACAUGUCGCAGACCACGGAUGUGUGGAAAUUCCUCAUUAAUUUCUUCCUGCCUCCUCUGAUCUACACUGACCUCAUUACCUUCAGGCAUCAAGAGGACGAUGACAUCCCGCUGGCCAAAGACUCGGACAGCCUGAACGAGGAGACCAUCCUCUCCCUAGCUGACAUCAUACAAACUGAGGAAGAUGCUGAAGAGUUUAAUACACUAAGGUCCAAAGCUAAAGGCUCCUCGACCUCCUCGAACACCAAGUCCCCGUUCGUGAUUUACCGAUGGAGGCAGUUCUGGUUUGCACCGGUCACUACGUUUCUGGGCAACGUGCUGAUGUACUUCCUCUUCCUCCUCCUGUUCGCCUACGUGCUGCUGGUGGACUUCAAAAAGGAGCAGCCCUCCAAUGCAGAGAUGGUGCUGUACUUCUGGGUGUUCACCAUGGUCUGCGAGGAGAUCCGUCAGUCGUUUUUCGUUGGGGGAACCAGUAUGUACCAGAGGAUGAUACAGUACAUCCAGGACAUCUGGAACAAAUGUGACAUCACCGCCAUCAGCCUCUUCAUCUUCGGCAUGUGCUGCAGAAUGUUCCAGCGGACCUUUGGGUUCGGCCGGUCGGUCUUAUGUAUCGACUUCAUGGUUUUCACCCUGAGGCUCAUUCACAUAUUCGCCGUUCACAAACAGUUGGGGCCCAAGAUCAUCAUAGUGGGCAAGAUGAUGAAGGACGCGUUCUUCUUCCUCUUCUUCCUGGUCGUUUGGCUCAUGGCAUAUGGAGUGGCCAAUCAGGCGCUGCUUUAUAGGUCUGAUAACCGCACUGAAUGGAUCCUGCGGAGGGUGUUCUACCGGCCCUAUCUUCACAUAUUUGGGCAGAUUCCCCUAGAUGAGUUAGAUGUGGUCAAGAAGGCAAAGGAACCUCAUUGUAAUAACAUUACGAUGAGGAUGUCAGACAAUCCUGAAGAACCCUGUUUGGACCCUGACACCAACUGGCUGGUCAUCAUCCUUCUGGUGAUCUACCUGCUGGUCGCCAAUAUCCUGCUGCUCAACCUUCUUAUCGCCAUGUUCAGUUACACAUUCUCUAAGAUCCAGGAGCGCAGCGACACCCACUGGAAGUUCCAGCGCUACAACCUGAUCGUGGAGUACCACUCCCGACCCUGCCUCGCCCCGCCCUUCAUCAUCCUGUCUCACAUCCACCUCUUCAUCAAACGCUUCAUCCGCAAGAUCGCCUCCGAAAAGAUCCAGCACUUUGUACUGGACCUUAAGGGCCUGAAGGCCAGCAGGCUGAUGACAUGGGAAUCCAUCCAGAAGGAGAACCACCUGUCUUCCCAGAACAAAACAAUGAGAGACAGCGACACUGAGAGACUCAGACGCACCUCCUUCAAGGUGGACGGUGUACUGAAGCAGAUUGCUGAGAUUCGUGAUCAUGAUCGAAGGCUGAAAAUUGUAGAAUCAGAGCUGGAGUACUGUUCCAGCGCCCUCUCCUGGAUGGUGGAGGCACUGUCUCAGAGUAACCUGAUCAAACCCACACGCCCUCCGCCAACGCCCAGAGAACCAUUAUUGGUAUCUCCAUAAGUUUGGUCGUGUCUGCUUAGACAGAACGGUGUGAACAGCACAGCACAGCAAAGAGGCAGAAGGGUGGGCAUCAUUUCAGCUUCUUUUUUAUUGAUUUUAAAUGUGAGCGCAUUCCUGCCAGCAGUUUUUAUUGACCUUUUAAAUAGACCUGUUAACAUGUACUUUUGCUUGUUUAUGCUGUUUAUUUCAUAUUUGCAAGAACUAUGGGUGGGGGGGAAAGGAGACAUGGUCAUAUAAACACACACACACACACACACACACACGUACACAACUCCCACGCACGCACACACACACAAGCACAAAUGGAAGCACGUAUGCACAGACAAACACACAGGGAAGCACGUACACAUAGACACACACACACUGACACACAUACAGGCACAUGCACGUACACUCUAUCUCUCUCUCACACACGCACACGCACACACACUCAGAAAUACACUCCCACACAUAACUGAGGAGACAUAUGCUGUGAUAUUGAAUGGCAGGGUGUGACAGAUAUAUACUCAGGGUCUAAGAGGAACACGAAUUCAACGACGUGAAGGAGAGUUGAGGCAUGUACAUAUUGAUUGAUAUCUUAAUGAAAGCUCCACUUAUACAAAAAAAACCCCACCUUGUGCUCCAUCUGAAUAAAGCUACUUCUGAAUGUGAAUAUAUUACACUGUAUUAAAAUAUGUAGUUUGUGUUCAUCUGGAUGUGUCUGCCUCUUCUGCUAAAUAAAGUAAUGUCAGUUUAUUCAAAA
Conger conger (European conger) is the source of this 4765-nucleotide messenger RNA. It is a transcript of the gene trpm4a, whose product is annotated as transient receptor potential cation channel, subfamily M, member 4a. The record is from RefSeq and is a predicted model, not a curated record. Gene Ontology annotation, molecular function: calcium-activated cation channel activity; ligand-gated calcium channel activity. NCBI's taxonomy places the organism in Eukaryota, Metazoa, Chordata, Actinopteri, Anguilliformes, Congridae. Gene Ontology annotation, biological process: calcium ion transmembrane transport. Gene Ontology annotation, cellular component: membrane. The transcript is spliced from 28 exons. The coding region runs from base 265 to 4023 and encodes 1252 amino acids.